AUGUCGGCAACACAGCAGGAUGUGCAGACAGAGAAGGCUUUUCAGCGCCAGCAUGGGGCGUCUCAGCUGGCAUUGGCCCAGUCUUCGAAGAAAAGGGGAAAGGCGAGAUACUGGAGGGAGGUAGGCUUAGGUUUUGCCACGCCUCGUCUUGCAAAGGAAGGCACCUACGUUGAUAAGAAAUGCCCAUUCACUGGCAACGUCUCGAUUCGUGGCCGCAUCAUCAAGGGUAUGGUGAUUUCCGCCAAAAUGAAGCGCUGCGUGGUCAUCCGUCGCACAUACCUGCACUUCGUCAGGAAGUACUCCCGUGUGGAGAAGCGCCAUAAGAACGUGACAUGCCACCUUUCCCCCUGCUUCGAGCAAGUCAAGGAAGGCGACAUUGUCACUGCUGGGCAGUGCAGGCCCCUCUCGAAGACGAUUCGCUUUAACGUGCUGAAAGUCGAGAGCAAUCAAGUAUUUGGUAACGUGCGCAAACAGUUCCGCCUCUUCUAA
Molecule: messenger RNA, 489 nt
Organism: Eimeria necatrix
Lineage: Eukaryota; Apicomplexa; Conoidasida; Eucoccidiorida; Eimeriidae
Product: 40S ribosomal protein S11, putative
Exons: 5
Coding region: 1-489 (162 amino acids)
Biological process (GO): translation
Cellular component (GO): ribosome; cytosolic small ribosomal subunit
Molecular function (GO): structural constituent of ribosome
Source: RefSeq, a predicted model, not a curated record